This is a messenger RNA of Aaosphaeria arxii CBS 175.79, 1893 nucleotides long. RefSeq names its product dopa decarboxylase-like protein. The transcript is spliced from 2 exons. NCBI's taxonomy places the organism in Eukaryota, Fungi, Ascomycota, Dothideomycetes, Pleosporales. Gene Ontology annotation, biological process: amino acid metabolic process. Gene Ontology annotation, molecular function: pyridoxal phosphate binding; carboxy-lyase activity. The record is from RefSeq and is a predicted model, not a curated record. Bases 248 to 1810 code for a protein of 520 amino acids.
AACGCGACGAUGCCCUACCCAGUUAGUUCCGCAGCGGGCGCGGAAUUGAGACCGCACGAUGGAGGGUGCUCGAGUUCUUUCACCAGACUUCAGUCUACAACUUCACUUCUUAAAGACCCAAUUGCGCAUUUUUUAUCAACAUAAGCAUUUCAUCAUCUUCUCUGAAAAGAUUUUAAUUUCACUGCUGCCAAUUGGCUAUCACAAUCGCAAGAUUCCGUCACAGCCAUUGCGAUAAUUGCCCCGCACAAUGGACACCAAGCAAUUCAAAGAAGCAGCUCAGUCUGCGCUUGAAGAAAUCACCCAAUAUUACGACACACUCGCGGAGCGACCGACCCUCCCCUCCAUAUCCCCCGGCUACCUGAAGCCGCUGCUCCCGACGUCCGCGCCGGAGAAGGGAGAAGCAUGGGAGACGAUACAGGCGGACAUCGACCGGGUGAUCAUGCCGGGGCUGACGCACUGGCAGUCGCCCAAGUACAUGGCGUUCUUCCCCUGCAACUCGUCGUACCCCGCGAUGCUGGGCGAGAUGUACAGCUCCGCGUUCAACGCCGCGGCGUUCAAUUGGAUCUGCUCGCCCGCGGUCACGGAGCUCGAGACCAUCGUCAUGGACUGGGUCGCGAAGUUGCUGAACUUGCCGGAGUGCUAUCUGAGCGAUGGGGAGGGCGGGGGCAUCAUCCAGGGAACGGCGAGCGAGGUCAUCGUCACGGCUGUGGUGGCGGCGAGGGAACGCUUGAUUAGGCGGAGACUCGCGGAUAUGCCUGAGGGCGAGGAGAAGAUUGACAAGGCGGCGGAGUUGAGGGGGAAGCUCGUGGCGAUGGGGAGCGAGCAUGCACAUUCGAGCACGCAGAAGGCGGCCAUGAUCGCGGGCACGAGGUUUAGGAAGGUGCCGGCACCGAAGGAGACUGGGUUCAGUGUUACAGGGCAGGCGCUGAGGCAGACCAUCGAGGAGUGCAAGGCGAAGGGUCUGGAGCCGUUCUACUUCACCGCGACGCUCGGGAGCACAGCUACAUGCGCUGUCGACGACCUCGCUGGCAUCGCAGAGGUGGCGAGAGAGUACCCGGAUGUUUGGAUUCACGUUGACGCCGCCUAUGCUGGGUCUGCGCUCGUGUGUCCAGAGUACCAGCAUCUCUGCCCACCCAUGGCAGACUUCGACUCGUUCAACUUCAACAUGCACAAGUGGCUGCUCGUGAAUUUCGACUGCAGCGCCUUCUACAUCAAGAAGAGGAAGAAUCUCAUCGACACAUACAGCCUCACGCCCAGCUACCUACGCAAUGAGUACGCGGAGAAGGGCCUCGUGACUGACUACCACAACUGGCAGAUCCCGCUCGGGCGCCGCUUCAGGAGUCUGAAGGUCUGGUUUGUGUUGAGAUCCUACGGCGUCGAGGGAUUGCGGGCAUUCAUUAGGAACCAUAUCAAACUCGGCGAAUACUUCCACGGUCUUGUGAAGUCGCGCUCUGAUCUUUUCACGGUCGUCACGGGGCCUCAUUUUGCGCUCACAACGUUCUCUGUCAACCCGCGAAGGCUUGGAGGUGCAGCGGCAGCGAACAAGCCGGACCCAUCUCACGAGGCAUACUUGAAUGACUUCACGCCAAGCGCGGACGCACAGUAUCAGGAAGACGCCAAUCAGAUCACCAAGGAGGUGUAUGAAAAGGUCAAUGCCCAAGGAGAGUUCUUCUUGACCAGCACUGUGGUGUGUGGAAUCUAUGUCAUCCGAGUGGUGAGUGCAAACAUAAGGGCCGAAGACAAGUACUUGAAGCAAGUUUUCGAUGUUCUUGUCCAAAUGACCGACGAAGUCCUGGGUGCGAAGGCCUAGGGAUGUUACUGAGCAUGGAUGAGGUUACAAUGGUACGAAAGUUACCUUGCGGUAAAAGGAAAAGGUCCCCGCAAGUAUAGAGU